AUGGCUAGAUUGAUUGUGGGUUUGGGGAUUGUCAUGCUAAUGUUUAUAGCAUUGGCAGAGGCGACUCCCCCGGGAAUAGCUGAUCAUCCAAGCCAUUCUCAUUGCUCAGAUGAUGAGAUUAAGCAAUGUAAAAAUCUUCCUCAUGUCUGUCCCAAAUUCUGUCCAAAUGGCUGCAUAACCGAAUGUCGUUCUUGCAAGCCUAUUUGUGUUGAUGGCCCAUCUCCUCCCGAGGAACAAACUCCACCAUCGCCAUCUCCUCCUAAGGAAGAAACUCCACCACCCAAGGAAGAAACUCCACCUCCAUCUCCACCCAAGGAAGAAACUCCACCAUCGCCUUCUCCUCCUAAGGAAGAAACUCCACCACCAUCUCCUCCUAAAGAAGAAACUCCACCUCCAUCACCACCCAAGGAAGAAACUCCACCACCAUCUCCUCCUAAAGAAGAAACUCCACCUCCAUCACCACCCAAGGAAGAAACUCCACCACCAUCUCCUCCUAAAGAAGAAACUCCACCUCCAUCUCCACCCAAGGAUGAAACUCCACCAUCAUCUCCACCCAAGGAGGAAACUCCACUGUCAUCUCCACCCAAGGAGGAAACUCCACCGUCAUCUCCUCCUAAGGAAUCAACUCCACCACCUUCAGUGCCAUCCUCAUCUCCACCUCCUCCAGCUUAUCCACCACCUACUCCUAAACCACCCACACCUAAGAUGGUCAAGUGCAAGAACAAGUACUACCCUAGUUGUUAUGCUAACCAGCAUGCAUGCCCUACCUCUUGCCCCGAGAGUUGUCAAGUCGAUUGUGUCUCUUGCAAACCCGUUUGUAAAUGUGACCAGCCUGGAGCAGUUUGCCAAGAUCCACGAUUCAUCGGUGGAGAUGGAAUUACCUUUUACUUCCAUGGCAAGAAGGACAAAGAUUUUUGCCUAGUUUCAGACCCUGAAUUCCACAUAAAUGCACACUUCAUCGGAAGGAGAAACGAGAACAUGAAGAGAGACUUUACUUGGGUACAAUCCAUUGGUAUCCUUUAUGGAACUCACAAAAUCUCAGUUGCUGCACUAAAAACAUCAACAUGGGAUGAUUCCAUUGACCGUCUAGCCCUUCAUUUCAACGAUGAACCAAUAUUUCUUCCUGAAAGUGAAGGCGCGAGUUGGAAGUCUGAAACUGUACGUAAGACCUCAAUUACAAGAAUCAGCAAUACUAACGAGGUUGUCAUUGAUGUAGAAAAUGUAUUGACAAUCACAGCCAAGAUUGUGCCUAUUACGGAGCAUGAAUCGCGAGUACAUAACUAUGGGAUAACGAGUGAUGAUUGCUUUGCUCAUCUUGAACUUGGGUUCAAGUUUGUAUCGUUGAGUGAUGAAGUGAAUGGUGUUUUAGGCCAAACUUAUAAGAAAGACUACGUGAGCAAAGUUAAAAUGGGAGUUUUGAUGCCAAUAAUGGGAGGUGACAGAAAAUUUGCAGCUUCAGGACUCUUCAAUGCUGAUUGUUCCGUAGCUAGAUUUCAAGCAAAUGAAGAACAAUCCGACAUUUUUAAGGCUCCCAUGAACUUAGAGCUUCCAAGUUUGAAUUGCAAUAGCGGAAUUUAUGGACGUGGAGUUGUCUGCAAGCGAUAGACAUUAUUAUCUUACCAUUUUAUAUGAUCAUUUUAUCACAAUAAGGUUUGUAAACCAAUCU
Molecule: messenger RNA, 1666 nt
Organism: Solanum stenotomum
Lineage: Eukaryota; Viridiplantae; Streptophyta; Magnoliopsida; Solanales; Solanaceae
Exons: 2
Coding region: 1-1605 (534 amino acids)
Source: RefSeq, a predicted model, not a curated record